Molecule: messenger RNA, 2600 nt
Organism: Cuscuta epithymum
Lineage: Eukaryota; Viridiplantae; Streptophyta; Magnoliopsida; Solanales; Convolvulaceae
Source: the annotation of a GenBank genome assembly
UAAAUUUAUUUAUUGCAUACGCCUCCGGCUGAUCUUUCUCCCUGCGGAGUAGUAUGCAAAAAAAAACCAUGUGUAAACUGUAAAGGUCGUUACUUUAGCAUCUGGGCGUCGUCGCCUAAACGAGGGGUUGGCUUGCAUAUGCGAGGAUAGUGAGAAGGGAAUCAACAAAGAGAAUGCCGUUCAUAUCCAAGAUACAGAGGCAAUCAGACUACAAAUCCUUCCCCCCCAGUCACCCCAUCGUCAUUGACAAUGGUGCUUCAUAUUUUCGUAUUGGAUGGGCUGGAGAGAGUGACCCUCGUGUUAUCUUUAGGAACAUUAUUCAAAGGCCUCGCCACAAAACAACAGGCGAAACUGUCACUAUUGUUGGCGAUCAUAAUCCCGCACUAUUAAAAUACUUUGAUUGCACACGUUCAGGACCCCGUUCUGCAUUUGAUAACAAUGUUGUAUAUCAGUUCGAGAUAAUGGAAUACAUUCUUGACUUUGGGUUUGAUCGAUUAGGUGCAGAUCAGCCUCAGGACAGAUCAACCAUCCCAUUUUAAUUACUGAGUGCGCUUGCAAUCCUGUUCAGUCUCGUGGUAAAAUGGCCGAGUUACUUUUUGAGUCCUAUGGAGUACCCUCUAUAGCAUUUGGAGUAGAUGCUGUAUUCAGUUAUAAAUAUAAUCAACAGCUUGGAAUUUGUAAUAAUGAUGGCCUUGUGAUCUCGUCAGGGUUUAAUACCAGCCAUGUUAUCCCGUUUGUCAAUGGAGAACCUGUAUACGAGGCAUGCUGCCGGACAAAUGUUGGUGGAUAUCACGUCACUAAUUAUUUAAAACAACUUCUUUCCCUUAAGUAUCCUCAUCACAUGCUUAAGCUUACAUGGGAGAAGGUUGAAGACUUGAAGAUGGAACACUGCUACAUUGCAGCAGAUUAUACUUCAGAGGUCAGAAUGUUUCAGAAAGGAGACAAGAAAGCCGAAGAAAAGACUAGAUGUUGGCAGCUCCCUUGGACGCCAUCACUAGUUGAAGAGCCCCCAUCCGAAGAAGAAAUUGCUAGAAAAGCAGCUUUGAAGGAGAAACAAAGCCAAAGGUUGCGGGAGAUGGCUGAAGCAAAGAGAACCUCUAGAAUAAAUGAACUUGAAAAUGAAUUAAAAGGUUUGGAACUCCUCUUAAAGGAGCUCAACCAGGUUGAGGAGGAGGAUAUUCCUUCUUUUGUUGCAAGUAGGGGCUACGCCUCUAAACGAGAAGUUGAAUCUGCAAUAUCAAAGGCAACUCAGUCUUUGAGAAAAGCCAAGGGUGAACAAGCUCCAAAUGAAGACAAAGUUGAGGCUUCUGCAGCCGAAAAGUAUUAUCUCAUUGAUGUUCCCGAUGAUCUACUUUCAGCUGAGCAGCUCAGGGAGAAAAGGAAGCAGGUCUUUAUGAAGGCAACCACUGAGGCACGGGAGCGCGCUAAGCAGAAGCGUAUGGUAGAGGAAUUAGAAAGAGAAAGGGAGAAGAAACUAGAAGAAGAAAGGCGCUUAGAAAACCCAGAGCGUUAUUUGGAGCAGUUGCGCACUAAAUACAAUGAGCUUUCAAGUAAAGUUGAGCAGCGGAAACGUCUCAAGGUGAAUGGCGAUAAUGGAAACCAAAAUGUCUCUGGAGGUGUUGGCCGAGGUGAAAGGCUGAGUGCCCAGCAAAAAGAGAGGAUGCGCUUGCUAACCACAGCAGCAUUUGAUCGAGGGAAGGGUGAAGAUACUUUUGGUCAGAAAGAUGAAGACUGGCAACUUUACAAGCUAAUGAGCAGAGAUAAUGAUGACGGUGAUGAUGAGAAGCCAGAUCCAGAUGAAACAGAGUUGACUCGCAUUUCUUCUAGACUUCAAGAAAUAGACCCAAAUUUUUUCCCUAAAUCUGAAUCAGGACCCUCCUCUGUCUCAGAGCCACCCCGUUUUCGUCCUCUCUCAAAGGAAGAUUUUCAGAUCAUUGUCGGGGUAGAAAGAUUCAGGUGUCCAGAAGUCCUAUUCAGCCCCAACUUAAUUGGAAUUGACCAAGCAGGGCUGGAUGAAAUGGUUGGUGUGUGCACAAGGAGGUUGGCUCCAUAUAAGGCGGAGAGGGAUAUGGUGGAAUCAGGUUCCUUGGAGGACAGGAUGACAAAUUCAAUCCUUUUGACUGGCGGGAGCUGUCUUUAUCCUGGCAUGGCGGAACGGCUGGAAGCCGGAAUUCGGAUGAUAAGGCCGUGUGGAACACCUAUACGUGUUCUUAGAGCAUCUGAUCCCAUUUAUGAUGCUUGGCGUGGUGCUGCUACUUAUGCUGCUUCCCAGCGAUUCCCACACCAGACUUUCAGUAAGAUGGACUAUUACGAAAAGGGUGAAGAUUGGCUUCGUUGGUACGUGUUUAGAUACACGCCGUAGUUUUCUUAUUUAUUUGUUUAUUUAUUUAUUUGUAGGGGUAUAAGUGUAAACUAAUCAAUGAAAGACCCAUCUGCACUCUCCAACAACCCUUUGUUUUCCUCGUAACACCCUUAUACUUCAAAUGCUAGCUGGUUUGGUCCAUGUAAUGGAAUAUGAAUUGUCCUUGUUCUAGAAGGAAGCAUAUGCUCUAUCGAGCUGAAUUCCUAUUCAUUAAUGUCAUACUACUUUCUCUCUGUCG